AUGGGUCGUCGGCCAAGUGAUGGUGGUGUGUUGGAUGCUGGAUCGAACCCACCGGAGUCGAACCCAAUCCAGAACCAAGAUAUGGCUGGAUUCAUGCCAGAUGACUCCGGUCUACUGGGCCUAAUUGCUGAUGGUGGGCAAGAUUUGGAUACCAGCUUGAUUGCAGACGGUGACGCCGGAGAAUAUUUGCCGAAGCAGGAUACGGUCGCAGAUAAUGAGAUAGUAGCUAAUAUAGGAGGAAUUAUUGUGGACGGGAAUUCCUGGGGCGAGAAAUUCGACAUCCAGUCCUUGAACGUACUAGUGAGCUUUCGUGUGGACUUUAUGACGAUGUUGACUGUUCGUUCGCUGCGCGCCUGGCUCUCUUUGGUGAACGCCGUAAUUAUAGAGGCUCAGGGCAGCGAGGCAAGACUCCGGUUUCGAUAUGCCAUGCUGCCCCCCCUCGCAGUUGUUAUAAGUGCGCUACCGCGCACUUUCCCAGAAUUUAUUGGGAAAAUGUUCGACUAUAUAGACCAAUGGCAGAAGAGACUGACUUUUGACCGUCAAAGCAUCGACCUUCUGCAUAACUGCUGCCGAGGAGAGAUGUCCCAAAUUCCAGAAUGUUUGCAGCACGCGUGUGCGCAAAUGUCCGGCAGCUUUAUUCAGCUCCGACAGGAGGCUACAGCCACCGAUGCAGUGCUACCUAACUAUCUAACCGAUCUUAUUAGAGAAUGGGACAACAAUGAACCCCCAUCUAAGGUUCAGAAUGGGCCCGCAGCCCAGUGGUAUACGACAAAUGUUGGAGAAGAUUGCGUUAGCACCAUCAUACAACUUAGAGAAGACAUAGAAACCAAAUUCGCUUCGGUCCUCCAACGAUAUCAACACAGCACUACUGAAGAGAUAGAAAGAACAAAACCACAGACAUUGGUCAUUCUUAAGCGCGAAUUAGAUCGGCGAAUUUUGCUGGUGAUGCAACAAACCAAACUGUGCACUCUGCUGGACAGCAAGCACGCGCAACUGAUAGUUCAACUCGACUCUUUUCUUACUCUACUCGCUAAACUCCAAUAA
Messenger RNA from Gregarina niphandrodes, 1044 nucleotides. RefSeq lists its product as hypothetical. NCBI's taxonomy places the organism in Eukaryota, Apicomplexa, Conoidasida, Eugregarinorida, Gregarinidae. The coding region runs from base 1 to 1044 and encodes 347 amino acids. The record is from RefSeq and is a predicted model, not a curated record. The transcript has a single exon.